Molecule: messenger RNA, 1067 nt
Organism: Merops nubicus (carmine bee-eater)
Lineage: Eukaryota; Metazoa; Chordata; Aves; Coraciiformes; Meropidae
Product: RNA-directed DNA polymerase from mobile element jockey-like
Exons: 2
Source: RefSeq, a predicted model, not a curated record
AUGCCAUCUGAUGCCAGCAGAGUUAUCCCUAGUAGGGAUAAGGCCAGGAGUUUUAGAGAGAAGAAGAAAGACAAUUUAGCCAUACGAAUGCACGCACCUCACAAAAACUGGCCAGCAGCCUGUGUCUUCAAUAGUGGGUCCAGUUACCCUCAUGGUAUUCAGUCCCCUGAGCUGGAAGAAAGGGAUGGCGAACAGAAUGAUCCCCUAAUAAUCCAGGAAAUAGCAGUGAAGGACCUGAUAGGCCAGUUGGACACCCACAAGUCUAUGGGGCUGGAUGAGAUCCACCCGAGAGUGCUGAGGAGGCUGGUGGGGGAACUUGCCAAACCUCUGUCCAGCAUUUACCAGCAGUCCUGGUUGAUGGGGGAGGUUCCAGAUGACUGGAGACUUGCUGAUGGGACGCCCAUCUAGAGGGGCAGGAAGGAGGAUCCAGGGAACUACAGGCCUGUCAGCCUGACCUCGGUGCCAGGGAUGAUUAUGGAACAGUUCAUCUUGGGGGAGAUCACGAGGCAAGUGUGGGACAACAGGGGGAUUGGAUCCAGCCAACACGGGUUUAUGAAGGGCAAGUCCUGUUUGACUAACCUGAUGUCCUUCUAUGAUCAGGUGACCCAUCUAGUGGAUGAGGGAAAGGCUGUGGGUGUUGUCUACCUGGACUUCAGUGAGGCCUUUGACACCAUCUCCCAUGGCAUUCUGCUGGAGAAGCUGGCGGCUCAUGGCCUAGACAGGAGGACUCUUGGCUGGGUUAAAAACUGGCUGGAUGGCCGAGCCCAGGGAGUUGUGGUGAAUGGAGUUAAAUCCAGCUGGCAUCCAGUCAUAAGUGGUGUCCCUCAGGUCUCAGUUUUGGGACCAGUCUUCUUUAAUAUUUUUAUGAAUGACCUAGAUGAGGGGAUUAAAUGCACCCUCAGUAAAUUUAUAGAUGACACAAAAUUAAGUGGGAGUGUGGAUCUGCGGGAGGGUAGGAAGGUUCUGCAGAGGGGUCUGGACAGGCUGGAGCAAUGGGCUGGGGUCAGUUGUAUGAGGUUUAACAAGGCCCAGUGCUGGGUCUUUCACUUCAGUCAUAACAACCCCAG